AUGGUCACUCCAGUAACGGUUGCUCAAAUUGGUGGACUAAACACCCUUGGCAUUUCGAUGGCACGCCUUGAUUUUGCACCAUUUGGCCUCAACCCUCCUCAUACACACCCUCGUGGUGCCGAGAUCCUCACUGUCAUGGAAGGUGCCCUCUAUGUUGGUCUCAUUCACUUCCAGCUAAAUGUUAGAAACACACCUGCAAUGGCUAUUGCUCCACUAAGCAGUCAGAAUCCAGGAGUAAUCACCAUUGCAAAUGCAGUGUUCUGGUCAAAGCCACCUAUCUCUGUUGAUGUUCUCACCAAGGCCUUCCAGGUUGACAAAAAUAUGGUUAAUUAUCUUGAAGCUCAGUUCUAG
This is a messenger RNA of Ilex paraguariensis (yerba mate), 351 nucleotides long. The record is from the annotation of a GenBank genome assembly. Lineage: Eukaryota; Viridiplantae; Streptophyta; Magnoliopsida; Aquifoliales; Aquifoliaceae.